GCAGGAAUAGCCCAUGCCCAGGAGGACCUUUCACACAAUCAACCUUCUCAUUGGCUUUGUUCGACAGGGCUCUAGUUCAAACGCCCGCCUUACGACUACAUACACCGAAUGCAACAUCACAAUCCGCAACCAGUCUACAUUCCGCCUCCUUCGAUACUUUCCGAUCUCCCCUACUUUGAUGAUCAACUAUAUGCCUAUCUCCAUGAGUCGCCGUUCCGCCAUACCUACGACCUCCCCUUACCCGAUGACGUUGCGGAAGAGAUCGUACUGUCGCUGAACAAGAGAAUAUGUGCGGGGACUAAUGGCUCACCGGAACUCCUCUUUGGGACUUCGUCAAUACCGGGUGUGUUUCAAGAGACGGAAACGGGGGCGGCUGUGACGUCGAGAGUAGCGGUCGAGCCUUCAAUUACGGAGAUCAUUGGUGCAAAUGCAACUGCGAGUUUACCACCAGAAUAUCAAGAGUCACAGAGAGGGAAAGCUUGUGGGCAUGUAUUUAAGAGGGGCGAAGCCGUAUAUCGAUGCAGAAACUGCGCCUUAGACGAGACUUGUGUAUUCUGCUCUCGCUGCUUUCAUGCGACUAAUCACGAGGGACACGACACGUCGUUUUCAAUUGCGUCGGGUACCGGAGGUUGCUGUGACUGUGGGGAUCCAGAAGCGUGGAGGGUGCCCAUCAAUUGCACCUACCAUUAUUUGCACCCGUCUGUAUCAUCACUUUCUCCCUCUGACCAGCACAAUGUAGCAGAUAUAGCACCUUCCUAUACUCAAGUACCUGAGGAAGUCAUAGCACCAAUACGGUCCACCAUUGCCACGGUCUUCGAUUUCAUUCUUGACACUUUGAUGGAGGCACCAGUCGACCUAACUCUGCCAGCAUCGACCGAAGCAAUUGAAGAAGCAAACCCACCCGAAACGCAAGAGCAAUCAACUCCAGAUGGCUUAGGCCAACCUCAGCUUAAGUUUGCCUGUGUCCUAUGGAACGAUGAAACGCACUCCUUUCAAGAAGUCAUUGAUCAAGUUAUGGAAGCUGUUCGUGUGGACGAUGAUGAGGCUAAAGGGGUUGCGGAAGCGGUAGACUUCCAUGGGCGGCAAGUGGUCAAAGUAUCUUCACAAUUGCCGCGCCUGCUGAGUAUAGCGCGCAUCAUAUCACAGAUUGGGCUGACUGUAUCGAUCCGAUCCGCCAGAGAGACCUUUCGGGAGGAAGUAGUGGGGGUGUUGAUUGGAUGGCUGAAGAACUUGCCGAAGCAGGUAGUGGGAGUGAGACGGAUGACUGAUGUGACUUACGAGCCUAUUGAUGCAAUGGUCCGACGUCUAAUCUGUGAAGAAAUGUGUGCAAAUCGAAGACAAAUCAAAGUCCGAUUCACUGGGCGUAUGAUUUCACCAACUCUUUCAGAAGAGGAGGAUGAUGUUGCUAUUCUGGAUCCUGCGGAGGAGGCACAUGCGAUGAAUGACAAUAUAAAUAACGAGAGGCGGGAUGCUCAAGUCGAAGCACGACGAUAUUUGGCGCGGAGCCAAGAAGGGCAACGAUUGAGGAUCGACCACCUUCUUUUAGCCGAUGUAAAAUUAUGGAAAGAGGCUCGAAAUUCCUUACGUGAAUUGUAUAUAGGAACUAUGAUUGUGAGUGGGGACGAGUACAAGAGAGUCAUGGGAUUCCGAUUCGCCCGCAAUUACCUGCGGAUCGCCAAUUCCUAUCUAUUCCACGACCGGGAGUACGAGCUUUCUAUCAUAAACUUUUCUGUGCAACUCUUCACCGUACCCACCAUAGCACAAUAUCUGGCAACACAUACCAAUCUGCUCUCAACCCAGUUUCUGAUACUCAAAGCAUUUUACCUCUCUGAUGUCCUUCCAUCCCAGUAUUCUUUGAAAGACUUUAACGGAUCGGUACGGCUGGCCCGUUACGAUAUCCGCCCGCACUAUCCUAAGCUCAGAUGUGAAUCAGAGGCCGCAAGGAAUAGACGCUAUUGGCAUCUUUUUCAAGACAUUCGGUACCUCCUAACGACUCAUCGAGCAAAAGACAGUGUAUUUCGCGGAAAUCCCGACAUUGUGCGCGGCUUCCUCGAUAUAUGUCGGGUCUGGCAAGGCAUGCAUCCACAACAACGUUAUACGAGACAGCACGUGGAAUAUGAGGACGAACAUUGGGUGCAUGCUUUCAACCUUAGUUUGCAAGUUGGACGACAAAUCAAGUUUGCUGCUGAUUGCCUGGGACCAACUGGGAACUCGCCAAGGGAUUAUAGUGAGCUUCAGACUGCGACAGCAUCCACUCUUGCUGUGUUGACUGUGUGGUGCGAGAUGGAGCAAAUGGAUGAGAUUAAAAAAGUCCUCUUGCAACAAGGACAAGCUGCGGGACUUGGAGUUAACCACGACCGACGAAUACCUGGAAAAGAUGGAUUGCAUUUGGUUGAAGUCGUUCCAGGCAAACCUUUCAGAGUUCCCUUUUUUAGGGUUGCUUCGCAGCCUAUAUCUUUUCACCACCCCCUACAUUGGUUCUUAGCGCAACUCCUCGCUCACGUUCCCAGGGUGCUCCAGGAGAUUGGAAACGCGGAACUUGCUGCGAAGGCAUUGUAUCACCUCUUCGAUGAGACGAAAAUAGUUCCAUUAUUGAAGAGUGUAGGCGCGUCAACCAGCGAACACCCAGCGCCAGCCUCGGGAGUCGACCUGAAGCGUGUUUGCAGGAUAAUGGACUUUCCCUUGCGAGUAACGGUGCUACUUGCACAGAUUCGUGCUGGAAUAUGGGUUCGUAAUGGGUUCAAUAUUCGUUCCCAGGCCCUGCAUUAUCGUGAAAACACGCUUCGAGAAUCGUAUGACCAGGAUUUGUAUCUCCUUCAAGUCUUUUCGAUUUUGGUUGGGCCGGACAUGUUCAUCACGUCGGUUUUGGAUCGGUUUGAUCUUGUCUCAUGGUUCCAAGGUCGCGUACGGGAGGCAGCAGCUCUCACAGCAUUGGAACCUGGGCAGCUCACCAAUCUUGCUGAGGAUCUCUUGCACCUCUUGAUCGUCUUGUUGACAGAGCGGAGUAGAAUCUGUGCCCAUUCACUAGAGCAGGAGAUGAGACGAGAGAUUAUACAUCAUCUUGCUGUCCAGCCUCAAGGUCUUGCUUAUUCUGAACUUCAAAAGCGUAUACCCGAACGCCUAGUAGAUAGCGCGCCGGAGAGUCCACAUGGGAAGUCGUUCGAUGAUGUCCUCGCCGAACUGUCGGAUUUCACGUUUCCAGAAGGGAUGAGUGACCAUGGAACAUAUGAACUGAAGCCAGAGUAUUAUGAAGAGGUCGAUCCGUGGUUCUGGCAUUACACCCGCAACCAACGCGAAGAGAUGGAGGAGCUUUUAACAAAACGAGCCGGGAAACGUCCACAGCGCGGUCCACUGGCGGAGGAGGACUAUAUCCGACCACCUCGCUUGCAACCAAUACCUAUAACUACCGGGCAUCAGGCUCUUGGAAACUUGGUAAAAGGCGAAGCUUUUGUUCGAGUUCUGUUUUUCGCGCUGUGGAACACAUUAGGGCGACCGGACGAUAAAGUCAUCGAUGUGGCUGGGGUUAAGAGUGCGACACUGGUAGCUGAAGCAAUUCGAUUGUUGAUGCUGGGAGUACAGGUGGAGAGAAUGGAGAGGGGAACCGGCAGUGCCGACAUGCAGCUGCCUCGGUUCAUCGAUCUUGUUACCGAAGUGCAAAUAAGUGUCCCUAUCGGUACACGGUCAGGAGAAAGCAGAGAAGCUAAGCAGAUGACCUUGCUACAAUUCCUGUUGCACAUAAUGGAUCGGGUUACUGAAGAAGAAAUCAAAGAGCACACUGCCCGGCUGAGAUGGCUACUGCGAAGUUUCGAAGAAUUAGGGAGCGAGCUUACGCGAGGUGUCAUUGCUGAAUAUCGCCAACAUGCCAUAAACGAACGUGCAGGGACCCCAGUUUCUGAUACUGCCAGCGCCAGUGACGAGCGCGAACGCAAAAAGGUGGCCGCCAAAGCUGCGGCAAAAGCGCGGCAAGCUGCAAUUAUGGCACAAUUUGCACAAGCUCAGAAAAGCUUCAUGGAGACAUAUGGCGAUGAGAUGGAGGAGGCGGAAAACGAAAAUGAUGAAGGCACCGGUGACUGGGACACUGGUGAUGAUUUGUGGGUCCAAGGUGGCAAGCAGGAGUGGUCCGUCGAUAGAUCCUGGAAGUUCCCAUCUGGACCGUGUAUCUUCUGCCAGGAAGACACGGACAAAGGCACGGACACCUAUGGUUUACUGGGUCUCGUACAACCUAGUCAAAUUCAACGGCACAUUGACUUCGGUGAUACAGAAUGUGUCGCCGGUGUGCUGAGGACGCAGUCUUCGUUAGAUGUAGCAUGGAGUCGACCCACAUCGGGAACAUCCUCCCCAAGUAAACAGUCACCCCAAUCGUCGUCAAUCAAUGUGGCCGCAGGGUCGCCAUCGAGCACCUCCCCCGGGAUGGCGUCGUCAUUACGUCCUCUGCUCUCUGGGUAUCCCAUCUCCCACGAUAUAUUCUCACCCGGUUUGCACAUUUCGACCUGUGGUCAUGUAAUGCAUGUAAACUGCUUCCAGCAGUAUUAUGCAUCUGUGCAAGCGCGUCAAACGGCACAACCAACACGAAAUCACCCGGAGCAAUUGGAUCGCCAUGAGUAUAUGUGUCCGCUAUGUAAAAGCUUAGGAAAUUGCCUUGUUCCUGUACUGUGGACCGCAAGGAAAGAAAAAAUCAAUUGGGUGCGCGUUGAGAGUGCUCAUAACGGGUCCGGUGCGCUGGACGGGUUGCAAGGCUGGUGGGACAGUUCAAAGCUUGGUCAAUUUGCGCGGAGGGUAAGGGAAUCAAUUGUAGCAGGAACGAAGCGAAAGGCGAUGGACAUAGAUAAUACGGAUGAAAUGGAGUAUACAUCGAGCAACAUGAGCAUGUCGACCACAACUCCGGAGGAAUCCGACGAAGCGCUUCUCCAUGCAUUAGAACCAGGAGGAAUUGCUCAAAGAUUUCGCCAGACUGUCUCUCCGUUCAUAGCGGACUCGCUUCCACGAAACCGGCGGGACAUAGGCGGGGACCAUUCUACAUAUGUCGCGCAUUCGGCAAAUUUGAACGACUUCCGACCUGUUUUCGUGCGAUUCCUCCGUGUACUUCGGCAAAUGGAUCAUCAGCUAGACAUCGAGAUCGAAAAUGCAGAACCUCAAAUGCAAGGACUCGAUGUCAUGUGGGAUGCAUUCGCAUACACGGUUUCCGCAUUGGAGAUAGGGAGCCGCGGUGUUGUUUCUAAAGUGGAACAGCGUCCACCAAACGGUCAACCGCGAAUAGGUGUUAUCGAUGCAAUGAGUCCACACUCCUUGACGCUGCUGAGAGUCUUUAGCGAGUGUAUUCUAACCUACACAAAUUUGGUAAUUCAAGCUGAAGAUAUGGAAGCGAGGGUACGGGAGCGUGGAGCGGAUCUUGUCCGAGACGUGUUUUACGGGUUUGUGGAGAUCCCUUGUGAUGCGUCAGAUCUGGUGAAAAUGGAAGAUGGUGACUUGGCGCCAUUCUUACUCGCUGAUCUCCAGAACGCUUUUAGUCAACUGUGCUUUACCACUCUCCCAGCUUUCGGAACUUGUGAGAUGGAGGAUGUAUUUAAGUGGUGUGGAAUCUUUUUUGUGGCCAAAGUGGUGAAGGCCAUCAGCGGAAUUGUGGAAAGUGUAGGGAUGCGAGGUGAGAAAUGGGCGGACGUGGCAGACUUGGGCCGGAGAGGGAGGGAUGAAGGACAAUCUGAAUCGGACGAAGAGAUUGAGAUGCGGAUGUUUGUUCAUUGGAUUUGUGAGAAUUUAAAAAUGCGUGGAGACAUAAGGGAUGCCGUUAUGGCCAGACUUAACAUGGGGAUGGUAGCUGGCAUCGUACGCAGAAUCGCCCUAGUAUUUUUGCGAUUCCUGGUGAUUACAAUUUGGGCGAGAUUUGGCAUUGUGCCACCUGAUGCCGAGGACGAAAUGAGCGAUGUUACAACAGGAGAAGAGGAGGAAGAGUUCGAACGCCUGAGAAGAUUUCUUCAUCUGCCAUCUUUGUGGGAGCUCUGUUCGAGAAGGACAAUCAAUGACGGAUUUUUAAACCGACUCAUAGCGGGAUGGUGCACGCAUGUAACGCACUUUGACGAUGAUCUGUUCGGCGGCCCUCCACAUCCAUCACUAUUUGGUGAUCCGUCCUUCGGGCCAAGCCAUCGCGAUAAUAUGUCUCAGCCGAACUAUGAUUCCCGGAUACUUCUUCUACCUGAUCCCGCAAUCCGUGAACUUGUCUCACUUCCAUACCGCCUUGACACCUUGUUUGAAGAGAGCCUGCGCCGUGUGUGUCGCAAGUGCAGUCAAGUUCCCUCUGAUCCCGCUCUGUGCCUAAUAUGUGGGCUGUUUGUGUGUAGCCAAAGCUUCUGCUGUCAAGAAGAUGACCGGGGCGAGUGUAAUACACAUGCCAGGAUAUGCGGCGGUGGCAUCGGUAUUUACUUCAUCAUCAAAAAAUGCGUCGUCCUGCUGUUGCACUGUGACAAUGGCUUUUUCAUCAAUCCUCCAUACUUGGACGCACAUGGGGAGGUUGACCUUGGGCUACGGCGCGGACGUCCACAAUAUCUCAACCAGCGACGGUACGACGAAAUCCGUAAGCUGUGGUUAGCUCAUGGCGUACCCAGCUAUGUGGCGAGAAAGAUUGAGCAGAGCUAUGAUAGAGGCGGAUGGCAAACUUUGUAAAUUCAUUUGUUCAUUUCGUCAACACUGUAGAUGUAGGUAAAAAAAGCUUACCCCAGCAGCCCAG
Molecule: messenger RNA, 6721 nt
Organism: Spizellomyces punctatus DAOM BR117
Lineage: Eukaryota; Fungi; Chytridiomycota; Chytridiomycetes; Spizellomycetales; Spizellomycetaceae
Exons: 8
Coding region: 109-6657 (2182 amino acids)
Biological process (GO): ubiquitin-dependent protein catabolic process via the N-end rule pathway; protein ubiquitination
Cellular component (GO): cytoplasm; ubiquitin ligase complex
Molecular function (GO): zinc ion binding; ubiquitin protein ligase activity
Source: RefSeq, a predicted model, not a curated record